GCACGUCUUACCUCUUUAAUCAUCAUUCUUCCAUUAAAAACUGUCGCAAUUAAAAAUGCAUUGACAUCCAUACCCUACAAAUGAGUACAGUUGUUCAUCAAAGCUGUACUACUGAUUAGUGAUUACUAUAUCAAAAUACUGAAUAAAAAUUUGCAAAUUUUGUCGUAGCAGUAGCAUAAUUACAAAAAGCUACCAGAAUAAUCAGUCAACUUUUUAGUCGUCUUCUUCAACAUUAAUUAUUCAGAAUCAUCGAAACUUCCGGGAAUUGGAAUCUGAACUUGGAAUUAAGAAAUCUGAAGAAAUUAGCAAGAAUACUGAUAUUUUUUUUUUAUCUGGGACUUUUUUAUUGAUUGAUUUUGGAAAUUGGAGAUUGUUCUUUUCCGGGUAUUUGUUAUUAUUAACUGGGCAUCCUUACUUUGGCGGGAAAUUUACAGUUUUUGUUAAUGGCGGAGGAUAAUGUAAGGGGGUUGGUAUUAGCAGUGGGGUCAAGUGUGUUUAUUGGGACCAGUUUCAUCUUGAAGAAGAAGGGUCUUCGCCGUGCUGCUGCUAAUGGCACCCGUGCAGGAUAUGGAGGGUACACUUAUUUGUUAGAGCCACUCUGGUGGGCAGGGAUGUCUUUAAUGAUUAUCGGAGAAGCUGCAAACUUUGUGGCCUAUGCUUUUGCUCCAGCUGUCUUGGUAACACCGCUUGGAGCUUUAAGUAUUAUAAUCAGUGCGGUUUUGGCACACUUCAUGCUUAAGGAAAAACUGUCGAAGCUGGGUGUUCUGGGUUGUGUCUCUUGUAUAGUGGGGUCUGUGGUAAUUGUUCUUCAUGCACCACAAGAGGAAGCACCAAUUUCUGUUCAAGAAAUCUGGGAUUUGGCAAGCCAAUCAGCUUUCCUGAUUUAUGUGGCGGCUUCAUUGUCCAUAGUGGUAGUUUUGAUUUUGCACUUGGAGCCACGCUAUGGGCAGUCAAAUGUGUUGGUUUACUUAGGGAUAUGUUCUUUGAUAGGUUCACUGACGGUAGUGAGCAUCAAGGCUAUCGGAAUCGCUAUAAAGCUUACCCUGGAGGGGACAAACCAGCUUAUAUAUCCACAGACUUGGUUUUUCAUGAUUGUUGGAGCAGUCUGUGUCAUUACACAGUUGAAUUACCUGAACAAGGCACUUGAUACAUUUAAUGCAGCAAUUGUAUCUCCGAUAUAUUAUGUGAUGUUUACAACCUUGACUAUUGCCGCAAGUGCAAUCAUGUUCAAGGAUUGGUAUGGUCAAGAUGCAAGCAGCAUAGCUUCAGAAAUAUGUGGGUUUAUUACAGUUCUCACUGGAACAAUCAUACUACAUGCUACAAGAGAGCAAGAACAAACCAACACUUCAGAUUAGAUCUUCUGCUCAUCUAAUUUCCUGGUUAUAAUAGCAGAUUCGCGAGGCAAUGCAGGACCUUCGAAUUGGUACACAACUGGAGAGAGUCAAAAAUAUGGUGAUGAGGAGCGUCUCAUUACAUUGCACAAUGCAGACUUUUUUGAAUGACGAGGUUUGAGACAAUUCAAUUUCAAAAGUAUGGUGAUAUUUUUUCCGCUCAGGAAAAGAGAUAGUGACAGUUCCUUCAGCUAAAGUUCGGAAGAGCUUUUUAUUAUAGAAUUGGUCUUCUGCUGGAAGUGCUCUGUCGUGAUUAAUUAGCUUGCUGGUAAUCCUCAGUGAGCCACACUGUCAGAAGAAUUAAGAGCUUGAAUUACUUGUAUUUGCAGAUUGCAACAAUAGUGGCCAGCAGCAAUCUUUGUAUCUUAUUUUUUUUAAUUUUUUUUUUGAUGUUGCUUGCCCUGUAGUCUAUACAUGUACGUAGUCGAUUGUUUUUCUGGCAUUGAGGAUGCAAGGUUAUUACGUGAUCUCGAAUUUAUCUAUUCUUUUGUAUAUUUCUCAUUCGUGAUUAGCCUAUGUUUGUAUCUUUUUGAUGUAAUCCAAUUGCUGACUGUCACAUUAUUCUGAACUAGUAAAAUUGAUUGGUUUCAUUUUCCAGAAAAUUUUCCCUGA
Molecule: messenger RNA, 2003 nt
Organism: Spinacia oleracea (spinach)
Lineage: Eukaryota; Viridiplantae; Streptophyta; Magnoliopsida; Caryophyllales; Amaranthaceae
Product: probable magnesium transporter NIPA6
Exons: 9
Coding region: 444-1355 (303 amino acids)
Biological process (GO): magnesium ion transport
Cellular component (GO): membrane
Molecular function (GO): magnesium ion transmembrane transporter activity
Source: RefSeq, a predicted model, not a curated record